GCGAUCACGUUGUAGUUGUCGUGGAAGACAAGAGUGCCGAAGAGUUUCGCCCCGGUUUAAAAUUUUACGAAAUUUAUUGUGAAGUGUAAUCGAAAGACUCCUUUUUAUUGCUGGCAUAACAACAAUAGAUUUUCAGACAAACGAUCAGAAACACCGUUAUUCAACAGUCUAAACUAGAAUAACCAUGUAUGUUCGUAAAAAGUAGAUGAGUGGGGCUAUUGGAGAUGCGGGCCGGGCGUCCAAGGGUCAGGAUAAGCACAUGGUACAUUGGUUCCGUAAAGGAUUGCGCUUACAUGACAACCCAUCACUGCGAGAAGGAUUAAAAGGAGCCAGGACAUUCCGCUGUGUUUUCGUUCUUGACCCUUGGUUUGCAGGCUCUUCAAAUGUUGGCAUAAACAAGUGGAGGUUCCUUCUUCAGUGCCUAGAAGAUCUAGACCGAAAUCUGCGAAAACUAAACUCGCGUCUUUUCGUCAUUAGAGGUCAACCAGCUGACGCUUUGCCUAAGCUUUUCAAAGAGUGGGGCACAACAUUUCUCACUUUUGAAGAAGAUCCCGAACCAUUCGGUGGAGUACGGGAUCACAACCUCACAACACUAUGCCAAGAACUAGGCAUUUCCGUAGUGCAAAGAGUAUCUCAUACGUUGUACCCCUUACAAGACAUAAUAGACCGAAACAGCGGAAGAGCUCCUUUGACUUACCACCAGUUCUUAGCAAUUAUAGCUUGCAUGGGACAGCCUCCGCAACCAGAACCGCCCGUUACCUUUGGUUCUUUAAAUGGAGCCCACACACCUUUAACCGAGGACCAUGACGAAAAAUAUGGGGUGCCUACACUGGAAGAACUAGGGUUUGAUACGGACGGACUCAUACCACCUGUAUGGCAAGGAGGGGAGAGUGAAGCACUAGCGAGGCUGGAGAGGCAUCUGGAACGGAAGGCUUGGGUAGCAUCCUUCGGGAGACCAAAGAUGACUCCUCAGUCGUUGUUGCCAUCACAAACGGGAUUAUCGCCAUAUCUUCGGUUUGGGUGUUUGUCAACUAGAUUGUUUUAUUAUCAACUUACUGACCUCUACAAGAAGAUUAAGAAAGCGUUUCCACCUUUAUCGCUUCACGGACAACUAUUAUGGAGGGAGUUCUUUUAUUGUGCUGCUACAAAGAAUCCUAAUUUUGAUAAAAUGAUUGGUAAUCCAAUAUGUGUUCAAAUUCCGUGGGAUAAGAAUGCAGAAGCGUUAGCAAAGUGGGCAAACGGACAAACUGGAUUUCCUUGGAUAGAUGCUAUCAUGACACAACUUCGCGAAGAAGGUUGGAUACAUCAUGUGGCAAGGCAUGCGGUUGCGUGUUUUUUGACUCGUGGGGACCUAUGGUUAUCUUGGGAAGAAGGAAUGAAGGUGUUUGAGGAAUUACUCCUUGAUGCAGACUGGUCAGUAAACGCAGGGAUGUGGAUGUGGCUUUCCUGCUCCAGUUUCUUCCAACAGUUUUUCCAUUGUUACUGUCCGAUUAAAUUUGGAAGAAAAGCAGAUCCUAAUGGGGAUUACAUAAGGAAAUAUUUACCAGUGUUGAAAAAUAUACCAACGCAGUAUAUUCAUGAACCUUGGACUGCUCCAGAACAUAUACAGCGGGCUGCAAAAUGCAUUGUCGGGAAAGAUUAUUCUCUGCCGAUUGUUAAUCACGCUGCGGCCAGUCGAAUUAAUAUUCAAAGAAUGAAACAAGUAUAUCAACAGCUUUCAAAUUAUCGUAAUGUGGAGAACUCCCGUAAAUAUAAAGAAGGAUACCAAGAACAACCGAAUGUUGUUACCGUCGGUAAUCCUAGUAGCAAAUAAGAUUCUUCUUUUGCCGUUAGUUUACUAUUUAAUAUACGCAUGUUACUAGUCUAUAAUUGUCAAAUUUUUAUACAUUCUGUGUUUUCAGUCUGUUAUACCUAAAUGUGUCAUAAUUAAAUGUUUCAAAAACAUUAACAGUUUUCAAACACUGUAAUCUGAUAUCUAAUUAGGUAAGUGAUUAAACUGUUUUAACACGACCGUGGUUCUGAUUCAUUGUUAC
Zophobas morio is the source of this 2033-nucleotide messenger RNA. RefSeq names its product cryptochrome-1 (gene phr6-4). The coding region runs from base 206 to 1813 and encodes 535 amino acids. NCBI's taxonomy places the organism in Eukaryota, Metazoa, Arthropoda, Insecta, Coleoptera, Tenebrionidae. Gene Ontology annotation, biological process: entrainment of circadian clock by photoperiod; circadian regulation of gene expression; negative regulation of DNA-templated transcription. The record is from RefSeq and is a predicted model, not a curated record. Gene Ontology annotation, molecular function: DNA binding; FAD binding. The transcript has 6 exons. Gene Ontology annotation, cellular component: nucleus; cytoplasm.